AUGUAUGGGGUAUAUGAUAGAUUCAACAAGGAUCUAUCAAAUGGUAUCAGAGCUGUUGAUGCUGGGGAGGAAAUAACAGCAAUGAGGAUAAUCAAAACAGAUCUGCUAGAGAUCGUGAAGCUAAUGGAGAUGCAUCGUCAGAACCAGAUAAAGAGAGAAGAAGAGACAGAAGCUAAAACAGAAAAAAUGAAAAAAUAUUACUACUCAGAGGAAGGAAUGGAGGCUGAGAAGGCUAAGUGGAGACAGAUUUAUUACUCAAGCUUAAAGGAGAAGGAGAAAGUAGACCAUGAGGAGGAAGAAGCAUCCUUCAAAGUUUAUGAGUCAGAAUCAGAAUGCAAGACCAUACCACCGUCAUCACUGUCGGAAUUUGAAGCAACUAGCGGAGGAAUGACAGUCCACGAGGAGGAAGAUGAAGUAUCAUCGGAAUUUUCUGAGUUGGAAUCGGAAUCCGAAUCAAAACUGCAACUCCCACCACCCAUGUUGCCGCCGUCACAACCAACACCGCCGCCGACUACACCACCAUUAUCGUCGCCGUCUCUACCACGGCUACCGUCCCCUCCACCUUUAGAGUCCGAGAACAGAAAAGAAGCUACAAUUCUGAUCCCUGCAAACCCAAAUCAGAAUAAUGGAAAGAUGGAGGUGCACAUGUUCGAUGGCUAUAGACCGCCGCCGCCGACGCCACCACCACCACUGUCGGGAAUUCUAUCAAAAGGGAAAAGAACGAUGGAUUCAAUGCCGGACCAGGUGGGAACGAACCAGUUCUGCGAUGGGUGUUUUCACAAGACAGAAUGCGAAUUGCGUUACUGGGAGAUAACGGCUCCGUUAGUCGAUGGACGGAAGGAAGAGAUUCUAGGGUUUUGCAAAAAUGAGCUUAAAAGAGACAAGUGGGCUGCGAUCAACUUCAUGGGCUCACCAAAUGCUGAACAUAUUAUGGACUUAAUGGGUAACGUUUUUAAUUUAAGCCCAAAUUUAAUUGUAUCAGCUAUGACUUUGACUACGAAAGUCAAACAAAGAUCAGACCCACGUUAUUUUCACGUCACACUAACCAAAUUAACCAGACAAUUGUUGCCGAUUCCUCAAUCCUACACCUUUGUUUCUCUUCUGCCGAUCGAACCUCAAUCGGCCACCUUUUACUCAACCACGAAACCCACGGCUUUGAGUUUGGAGGUGUUGGCUUAUCCUAAUAUCGCCUUUAAAACCCUAGGGUUCAAUAUCGGAUCCCUGUCAUCCACAACAUCCUCUAAACCCAUCAAGAACUUUAAGGGAGAACAUGAUAAAAACGAGUUUUUGAGCAAUCUUGUCGAUUCACCUGGGCACGUUGACUUUUCUACUGAGAUCACUGUGGUCUUAUGUAUCACAAACGGUGUUUUAGCUAGUGUUGAUUGCGGCAAAGAUGUUGGUACCGUAGAAAAAGCUAUCAGUUGCCAAAACUUUGGAGAAAUAAUUCAUCUUUUCCUGACUGUUAACAAAAGGGACAAGUAUUUCUCUGAACAUCAGGUGAAAGAAGAAGAAUCAUACCAAACACUUCAAAGGAUUACUGAAGAUUCUAAUGUCAGCUGGUCCAAACAUCAGGGCCCCCUCCUGGGUGAUAUCAUGGUUCCCCAAGAAAAAGGUAAUGUUGCUUUAUCUACUGGGCUUCACGGUUGGGUUUUUACUCUAACCGAUUUUGCGAAAACCUACGACUCUAAAUUUGGUAUUUACAAAUCAAAGAAGAACAUUCGUCAGGAUUAUCAACGGGGGCCUAUAUUGACCAAACUUAAUGAUGAUUUGAAGUCUGACGAGAAAACCUUGUAUGCGAGAGGUGUUGCUAGAACUGUCAUUUGGGUUGAUGAGUAUUCAUCAACUGAAGGAGCACCAGCUGACCCCUCAGUUAGAAAUUUAGAUGCUCUUGAUCUUGCGGUAACAGAUGAAUCAUUUCUAGCAUUUGAACCAUGUUGUUGGUUUCUGAUAGAGCAGGGGAAUUGGUGUAUGCUUGCUAAAAUCAAAAUACAGGAGGAUUUGAACAACAUUGAGAAGAGCUUGCAGGAAGCAUACACAGAGCUGGUGGAGAACCACGAUAUCUCAAAGAGACACUACCAAGAUGAUGUUGAACAAUACAUGUGGAAUUCUCAAGCAAGUGAUUCCUUCACGAAUACCCAUGGUAUUGACGAAAACUGUGGAAAAAACACAAAUAUCACCCUCUUCCUCAAGGGCUACCAGCUAGAGUAUCGUGAGAAGCACAGUUUUAAGGAAUUAAUCAAGAAGCAGUCCGAUUUCAUGAGUUACACAAUAUCCAUAUGGGUUGAGAAGAUGAUCAAGGAAGAGAUCUCUAACAAGGAGAAUAGAAUGGUUCAAUAUUUCCUACAUGUUGUCUCCCUAUUUUUCUCUUCAUACGAACUUGAUCUGAAGUCUACUAUUGAUAUUAGAGAUUUUUAUGAUGGCAAAAACAAGAAUAUUGGUAUUACAAUUGGGGUAUUAAAGGAAACGGCUGUAGCCAUGCAAGCUUGUGGGUUAUGUGUUCUGAUUACAAAGAGUGUUAAUGUCCCACAUUUGGAAAAGCAUCUGGGAUUUCUGAUUUGGUAUGUGGGGUAUUUCCAUGAAGAUACACUAAGGGUUGCUAAUACGGCUGUUAAGAUGAUGACAUGGGCUGCAAAGCAAAGAAAUGUGCGGGUUAAUGAUUAUGGUGGUACGGAGAACACGAUAAAAAGAACCGAAGAUAGGCUAAAGCUGAGAGAGACAGAUGAUGAACAGCAGCAGCAGGAGUCUCUCAGGAAGAACCUUGAUGGAAUUUCUGUCUCUUUUCUUGGGCCACUGGUGCUGUACUUACACGGUUGGUUGCUUUGGGUUUACGUCUCUUUUUUGCCGCUACACGUGAUCAAGAUGACAAGAGUGACUCAUUCUUUUCUUCACCUUGAGGACAAGGUGAAAGUUUGGGCCGCCGGUAUUGUUAAGCCCCAAACUAAUCCUAAAGUGCUUUUAGUUGAUUUGAUUUAUUAG
Lactuca virosa is the source of this 2976-nucleotide messenger RNA. The record is from the annotation of a GenBank genome assembly. Lineage: Eukaryota; Viridiplantae; Streptophyta; Magnoliopsida; Asterales; Asteraceae.